Messenger RNA from Umbelopsis ramanniana AG, 522 nucleotides. RefSeq lists its product as uncharacterized. The record is from RefSeq and is a predicted model, not a curated record. Lineage: Eukaryota; Fungi; Mucoromycota; Umbelopsidomycetes; Umbelopsidales; Umbelopsidaceae. The annotation marks the transcript as partial. The transcript has a single exon.
AUGGAGAAAUCAUCUUCUGAAGAUAAUGUGUCUGCAGAAGUUAGAGGAAUCAGCACAUAUUCGAAAAAGUUAGAACGAAUCAGGUCAGUUAUCGUAAAACAUGCAAGGUACGUUUGGAUAGACACCAUAUGUAUGGAUAGGUCUAGUCUCUCAGAUUUGGACGAGACUGACCGUUCGAUGUACAAAUGGUAUGCAAACUGUCGCGCAGUGGUACUAGACUCGGAUACCUCGCUAAAUGUAUGGAAAAGUAGAGGAUGGUGCUUACAGGAAGGGGCUGCAGCAGGGUUACUUUAUGGAAUCCUUGCGAAAGACUCGAGAGAAGAACUUGUUUCCUUGCAGGAAUUGGCAGAGAUACAAAAUGUACACCUCUGCCAGCUAGACCUCAGUCUCUACUAUCGUCCUGGAAAUGCUGCUGAAAUAUUAGCAAGGAUGGAUGCGCGAAAGACGACUAAUGUGGAAGAUAUGUCGUAUGCUCUGAUUGGAAUAUUCUCCCUUAAUAUACCGCUCGGCUAUGGCGAGGGA